GGUAAAAGAAACCGAGAUGGGGGCAGGCAGGACUUCACGGGAUGGGAACAGACCAAUGUGUGCCUCAGCGUUUCCAGUCUAUGACAGCGUGUUACAUUAGCGGAGCAGACACGCAGAACACCCGCAGAGCCCAUGAAGCCCAGCAGACGGACCGGGACUCUGGAGCUCUGCGGGAGUCUGGAAAAUGGGAGCGGUGAAAUGAAAACAGCCGAAGAGGAAGCGCGGACUUUGUGGAUGAAAAAGAAGACCACCAAAGCAUAAUGGCUCUUCUCUUGUGGCUCAGCCUGUCACUGGUGGUGGGUGUUCAGUCUAGUGGCGUCAGGAACUGCCACCCCCGUUGCCACUGUGAGGUGGAGAGCUUUGGGCUGUUUGACAGCUUCAGCCUGACCAGGGUGGACUGUCGAGGCCUCGGCCCCGAUGCCUCCAUGCCCAUUCCCAUUCCACUGGACACUUCACAUCUGGACCUUUCAUCCAACGACAUGGGCCCUCUCAGUGAUGCCGUGCUAGCUGGUCCAGGAUACACCACUCUAGUUAGCUUGGACCUCAGCAGCAACCGUAUAAAUAAGGUAAGCCCCGAUGCGUUGUCUAAGCUGCGUUACCUAGAGAGUCUGGAUCUGAGCCACAACAACCUGGAGAGUUUGUCACCGAGCUGCUUCUCAGGUCUCCCGCUGGCUGAAGUUGACCUUAGUCACAACAAUUUCCAGGAGUUCAGCAUGGAUGUGUUUGCGUCUAAAGUGAACAGCGAACCUCUCAGCGUGGAUCUGUCUCAUAACAAGCUUGUCUCUGUCUCCACUAACUUACAUGGAAAGGUUGUACACAUACAGAGUGUUAAUCUCUCUUUAAACCUGCUAGUUAAUAUACCUAGCAUGGUAGGACUUCCCCUGAGGUACCUCAACCUGGACUCCAACCCCAUCACAAAGAUCAAGGAGGGAGCCUUCAAUCAGCUCAAAGACUUGGCUUAUUUAUCUCUGAGUGGUCUCCAUGAGCUACAAGACGUUGAGCCAAACAGCUUUAAAGGACUUGAGAACCUGCAAGUUCUGGAUCUCUCCAACAACCCUAAGCUAAAGAGUCUAAGUCCUGCAGUUUUCAGUGGACUAAACUCCCUGCAGGAGUUGAAUUUAGCAGGCUCCGGUGUGGUGUCUUUGCCCAUGAACAUGCUGACCCAUCUCCCAAGCAUUAGGAGCAUCACCCUCGGUCAAAGCAUCCACUGCUGGAGGACCCAGAAACAGGGACAGUUCCAUCGGCAGAUGGGACAUGUCCAACAUAACGAGGUUCUGCAGUGUAACGAGGAGGGCAUUGUGUUGUGAUGCUAAUGAAGAGAGCCCAUUCCAACAACCCUGUUCCAGAGCUCACCUUCUUUGAUAUGCAAACGUUUUUUUGUUUUCUCGAGUUUCUCUGACUCAAACCUUUUCUGAAGUGAUUCUGUGCUACUUGUAUUUAAUUUUUUUUAACUCAUGAUGAAAAGUCCACAACAUUUUUCAUAGCAAACUAACAUCUUCAGUGUCUUACAUUAAACAUUCUGAACAGGUAAACAUUUCCCAUCAACCGAUUAUUUUUACAAUACUAUUUAAACAUUGAAUUCAAAUCUUUCAUUACAUUGAAACAUUAAAAAAAAAUCUACUUGCA
Nothobranchius furzeri (turquoise killifish) is the source of this 1626-nucleotide messenger RNA. RefSeq names its product tsukushi small leucine rich proteoglycan homolog (Xenopus laevis) (gene tsku). Gene Ontology annotation, molecular function: protein binding. Lineage: Eukaryota; Metazoa; Chordata; Actinopteri; Cyprinodontiformes; Nothobranchiidae. The record is from RefSeq and is a predicted model, not a curated record.